AUGUUGUUGUGUUCUGGAGACGUGGGAGGCAGCGAAGCACGUCCAUGUGACAGACGAACUGAAAUAGAAUCAGCCAACCUUCUUCUAAGUAGAGUUCACAGGUGAAGCCUGAAACAAGUAGCAGGAGCCAUUACACCUCCGUCUGACAAGUUCAGCUCAGACACCUUCAAGUAGGAGCCAGACUUUCACCAGAUUCCUCCAACAUGGGCGAAGAUGCUGCACGAGCUGAUCAAAGCUCCUCCACCUUGCCUGCUCCAACCAUCUCUGAUUCCUCCACUGCUCCAGUGGUGGACGCCCAGGAUAUCUUCAUCCCCAGUUCAGCUCCUACUUCCCCAACUCACACGCUCACCCGCUCCAAAUCUCCAACCAGCUCAACAAGCGCCGGAAACCAGGUGAGCGCCAUCACGGUGGUGGCGCUGCUCGACCAGCUGGUGGUGAUGAUCGAGGCGGUGCAAGAGAACCAGCGGCGCAUGGAGAAGCGCCAGUCUGACCUAGAGGGGACCGUGAAGUCUGUGCAGGCCGACUUGACUCGUCUGAGCAAAGGCCAUAUGGUUACCUCAGGUGGGGUCAACAAGCUGCUUGAGCGCUCACGCAAAACUGGCAUCUAUGUCAAAGAAGUGCGUGAGCGUCUUGAUCGCCAGAGUGGCCAGGUGAAGCGUCUGGAGGCCAACCAUGCACACCUGCUCAAGAGGAAUCACUUCAAGGUGCUCAUUUUCCAGGAGGACAAUGAGAUCCCCACCACCGUCUUAGCUAAGGGAUCCACAGCAGACAUCGCCUUAGCCUCUGUUCAGGAUGAGAGCAUUGCCUCUGCUCGUGCUUCAAUGAUCGAUCCCAAUCACUCCCAUGAGGAAGGAUUGCAAACCAUCAGCCUUUCCUCUGAUGAAGAGGAGGGAGCUGCAAGCCCCCCACUGGAGGGGGGUACACUGCCCAGAGAGUUGGAUGAGGAUGAGUUCCCAGGAGUGGGAAGUGAUCGUCUGGAAUGGUCUCGCACUGACAAGUUUAAGCGAUCCAGUCUGAAGAAGGUGGACAGCCUAAAGAAGGCCUUCUCACGCAGCAGCAUUGAGAAGAAGUUCAACAAGAUCGUGCCCCCGGAACGGCGUGAAAAGAUCAUGAAGAGCUUCUCUCCUGGCCAUCCCAAAAGCCCAACCAGCAAGAGCUCGUCGUUCCGCGUCACUCCCAUGACUUUCAACGUCAAGAAGGUGCGAGAUGGAGAAGGUGAGGCCAUUCAGGAUGGGGGUGAAAACGCCACAGUGGAGGUGCCACCCAUGGGGGGACCAGAUGGUCAGCUACCCCUGGCAGAGGUCCAUAACGAGCAGGAAAAUAUUAAUGGGAAAGAGCACAGUCCAUCCACCACGGGCAGCGCAGAUGGUGUCGCCUCUAUCACAGAAGACGCAGAGCUCGAUAACAGUCCAUCAGACAAGGUGGCAGAAGAAGAGGUUUUACAGGAGCCCAGUGAGGCUAAUAAUGGGGCUGAGGAGAAUGCUCAUGAGAAUGGUGAUCAUCAUGUUGGAGAUGAAGAGGAGGACAAGUCCAUGUCUGCACCUGAAUCUCCUCCGUCAGCUGCAGUAGCUAUCCAGCAAGCCUCUUAGAUUUACUAGCAUUCCAUCGAUUGCGGAGAUCUUGGCACGGGAGAAACCCAUCUGUUCAGAGUCAGCUGUCUUAUGUAAGAGCUUGUCUGAUAGAAAACAGGGCAAAUGUGUAAAAAGACGUUCCCCCCUCUCAAACUGGGCUCUACAUGGUAAUGGGUGAAAACUAUUAAACAAACUGUCCACACGUGAUAUGUUCUAGCUUCUCUAUAGCUCUUCUUGUAUAUAGUCUUAAACCUUUGUUGCAUGCAAUCCUAUCCUUCAGCUAUUAUUCUUCCUAAUAUACUGUACUACAAUAGAUAAUCAGAUCAAGUGUGAUUCAUAGAGUAAUUGAGAGAUUAAAGAAAUAUAGAUUAAGAAAUGCCCUUUUAAAAGAAAUUAUAAAUAAAUAAAUAAAUAAAUAAAUAAAUAAAUAAAUAAAUAAUAAUAAUAAUAAUAAUAAUAAUAAGUGAGAUCAGAUGCCUAUGCUGUAUAUUGUCUGACUUCCCCAAUCAUUGUUUACUGGUUUCAAAGCAAAAUAUAUUUUCAGCAUAACUGAUAAAAAAAAAUGAAAAUGUCUUUUAAUAAAGUGUUUAUCUGAGAUUGUGGAGUAAGUAGCACAUGUUUGUUUACCAAAAAUGAAUAAACACAGAUUAUACAUAUGAAAAUCAACACACAAACAAUUUGCUUGGUUCUGUUAAUUAGGUGAUAUUUUUCAGAAAAGCAAGCUAAAAAAAAAAUAACAUAAGAUGGGAAUUGGUUUUAAAAACUGAAAAUAAUAUUGAAUUGGAUUCCAGGAUAUGUUUCAUGAAACAGCAAGGCAGUUCAUUUGAGUGUCUUUGUGUUAUUUCAGUAGUCACAAUAAUGACUCCUGUAUUCAAAAACAUCAUUUAUAAGCAUCACAUAGACACGUGUCUGCCUUAAUAGACACAUAGCAGAUAAUUGGCAUAAAAUUAAGGCGAGUGAGUGAAGAGCAAUAAGAUAAACAGCAAGAAUCAUAAUCCAAGUGUAUCUUUGUGAAAUUUUACAGUAACACAGCUGUGAUUCAUUAUUUUAAAAAAUCUGAAAGGUAUCCAUUCUUUAUCUAAUGAUUCAUUAAAAUAAUACUGGUAGAAACAGA
Messenger RNA from Hemibagrus wyckioides, 2685 nucleotides. It is a transcript of the gene cavin2a, whose product is annotated as caveolae associated protein 2a. Lineage: Eukaryota; Metazoa; Chordata; Actinopteri; Siluriformes; Bagridae. The transcript is spliced from 2 exons. Gene Ontology annotation, molecular function: protein kinase C binding. Gene Ontology annotation, cellular component: cytoplasm; caveola. Bases 204 to 1589 code for a protein of 461 amino acids. The record is from RefSeq and is a predicted model, not a curated record.